AUAGGCGUACACGUAAGUUCAUUGUUUUAAUUUUUAGCAUAAAAAGGCAAAUUUGCAUUUGGCUCUUUUUAUUAUCAUAUUAAGAAAUGGCGAAAUUGUUGAUUACCAUCUUUAUCGUUUGUGCACUAUUUUGUACAAAUAGUAUAAGCCAUCCACUUUUUGGAAAAAUUGAUCCUCAGUGUGGAGUAGGUGGCUGGUUGAAUAAUUGCGCAUCAGAGUGCGACGCAGUCCCUACCUGCGCAGAACCGAAACCAGUAUCUAUCGAAGAAGACGGUAUGAUAUGUGCUAAUAAAUGCAUUAAAAAAUGCGUUUGUUACCAUGGAUUCCUCAUGAACGAUUCUGGAAAGUGCAUUAGGAGAAGGGACUGUUAUGCACCCAAAGUUGAAUAAUAGAAAUUUUUUAAGCAGACUUUUUUUGUUAAUUACUUAGGUUUUAUUUAAUUGGCUGUGAUAGUUAGUCAAGAUCAAUAUUAUUAGAUUUGUUGCUGAGCUGUAAGAUAGCAGAACAUCUUUAUUAGUGAAGAAUUUUGAAAAUUACAAAGGUUUUAGAAUAUA
Messenger RNA from Anthonomus grandis grandis, 554 nucleotides. RefSeq lists its product as uncharacterized. The coding region runs from base 87 to 389 and encodes 100 amino acids. The record is from RefSeq and is a predicted model, not a curated record. Lineage: Eukaryota; Metazoa; Arthropoda; Insecta; Coleoptera; Curculionidae. The transcript is spliced from 2 exons.